AUAUCGCGCAACCACCAAUGGCAGCGUAGCCCCGCGGAGGCGGCAGCCAAUGGGCGGCGGCGGCGCGGAUGUUGGGCCAUGGCGGAGGCGCGGAGCGGCGCUGAGGAAGGACAGGGCGGCUCCUCCGGUUCCCCCGCACCGGGGACAUCGGGCCGUGCCCAGCUCUUCACCACCGUGGUGGACACGUUCCUGGAGAAACUCGUGGCAGCCGGGAGUUACCAGAGGUUUGCAGACUGCUACCACUGCUUCUACAAGCUGCAGCCCCUGAUGACGAGGAGCAUUUACGAACAGUUCGUAUCCCAGCUGCAGGCGUACAUCAAGGAGGAGAUUCAGGAGGUAAAGGAGGAAGGGAACCUGGAGCAGCUCCUGAAUUCACUGGAUAAGAUUGUGCAGGAGACAGAGAACCGGGACGAGCCUGCGUGGCGGCCCAGCGGGAUCCCCGAGGACGACGUUCGCAGCGCCGUGGUGCCGUACCUGCUGAAACACCGCUCCUACCUGCGCAAGGUCCUGAGGCAGAAGGAGGAGGAGAACGGCAGAGUGGCGGAAUCCGUGCUGGCGGGGAGGGAGAGAAUCGCGGAGCUGCAGCGGCUGAUCCAGGCUCGCAAGCACGCCUGGCAGGCAAUUAGCAAAGAGCAACGAGAGCUCAUCAGGACGUUCACAGAGCCCCAGUGACGGGAUUUAUCGCCGACGUCCGUUGGGCAGCGGGACCGUGCGCAACGCGUUCAAAGCGCCAGGAAUUCGGCGCUUCUCUGGUCACCUCCUGUCCCCUUCGUGCCAUCCCGAAGCUGCGAUUUCCACCGCGGUCGAGCCUCUGUUUCCUGUUACAGCCAGAACCUGCCAUGACUGCCUUAGACAUAGUUCUGCUGUGUCGUAAACAAGCCUUCCCCUUGCUGCAUUAUAAUCUAAAUAAAUUGGAGCUGUUGUUCCCCGG
Molecule: messenger RNA, 931 nt
Organism: Columba livia (rock pigeon)
Lineage: Eukaryota; Metazoa; Chordata; Aves; Columbiformes; Columbidae
Gene: PMF1
Product: polyamine modulated factor 1
Biological process (GO): chromosome segregation
Cellular component (GO): MIS12/MIND type complex
Source: RefSeq, a predicted model, not a curated record